UAAUUAUAUCUUUCUUAAAUUAAAAAAAUUCAGGGUAAAGCAAAAAAACUCAAAUGCAGAAUAAGUUGAUUGCACGCGAUCGUUUCCUACAUUUAUUACGGCCUUUUCUUAUUUUGUUCCUUUUGUAUAAGGAAGCCUUUUUUUAAACCAUGUUAUAUGUACAAAGUAUCCACCACAAUUUAAUAGUGAUUAAUCUUCGUCAAGGAACCGGUUGCGCACUCAAAGUGAAUUCACCUUUUCCUAUAAGGAAGGCUUGUAACCCCCCUCCCCCCUCUAUAAAAUUCUGAAUUCAACAAACACUUAUCCACAACAAAGGGGUGAGGAAGUGUUUGGAUUUUACUGUUUAUUUGCAGCUAUGGAGAAGAACAACGGCAAAGUCUGCGGGAUUUGUGAUAAGUGGUUCUCCAGUGGGAAAGCCUUUGGAGGCCACAUGAGAUCUCACUACGUCAAAUUGCCGAUUCCUCCAAAGCUUGAAACUAACAAUCAAGUAGAAGAUGAUUCAGCCAAUUCAACCCAGCAUCCCAUUCAAUCUGCUUCCUCACUGAGUUUCAGAUCUAUGAAACGCAACUUGUCUGCCAUCUCUGCAAGCUCAAACAGAGAAAACAAAUCUGAGUCCUACCCACAAAACCCAACCCACAAAAGAUCUAAAUGCCUCCGCAAACAAAAUGCAGCGGCCGAUACAAAAUCUCUGUCAGAACAAACAAGUCCAAUAAGUGAAACUAAAAUUCCUCAGGGUGCUUGGAUAGUGUGGGAUUUUUACAAACUCGCGCAGCAAGAGGAAGAGGCAAAGGCACAAAAAAUAAACGAAAUCAACGAAAUAAAGGCAAAAGACAGUGGAAGCGGGAGAGGUGACUUGCUUGCUCAAGCUGACUCCCAAACCAGGUUCAAGUGUGAGAAGUGUGGAAAAGUGCUCAGAUCUUUUCAAGCACUUGGUGGGCACAAAGCACACUGCAGAAUUGACAAAGAUGGUGACUUUAUUGAUCAGAAACCUUUUCAAUGCCCAUACUGCAACAGAAUGUUCAAGAAUGCUCAAGCACUUGGUGGACACAGGAGGGUACACUUUUCCGUUGCUAAUGAGUUUUGACGCGUGUCAGUGGAUCUCAAUUUAUCAGCUACAAGAUGAAGAGGAUAACCACACCUGUUCUGAAUUUUCAAGUCCCGAUGAUAUUUUAAGUUUCACAAAGCAAUUGCGGAGAUCAGAACUUACAGGUUUAAUUUGUGAUUCUGUACACAAUUUUAGCUGUAUUUAGUUCUGAGUGUUAAGAACAAUAUUUGCUUUCAAUCAUUUUAAGUUUGAAUAAUUUGGAAUUGUGGGUUUACAUUUAUGUAAAAGAGGGAUCUUUGCUUUUGAUUACUGUUUAAGUGUUUUGGUUAGUAGUUUGUAUCUUCUUUGUAGGUUAAUUUGUGUUCAGUGUUAUCAACUGCAGAUUGCAGAAAAUAAUGAUUUGUUCAAAGUUCGUUACGCAAGAGUGUUACAGUACUGAUAUAAUCACUAUUUGAUGACAUUUUGUACUAAAUAGCGAUUUGUUCAAAUUCUGCUGCGUUACAAUGCAACUAUAGCCACUAUUUAACAUCAAAUUCUGCUGCGUUACAACGCAACUAUAGCCACUAUUUAACAUCAAAUUCUGCUGCGUUACAAGGCAACUAUAGCCACUAUUUAACAUCAAAUUCUGCUGCGUUACAACGCAACUAUAGCCACUAUUUAACAUCAAAUUCUGCUGCGUUACAACGCAACUAUAGCCACUAUUUAACAUCGGACAUUAUAAAUCUCCAUAUCUCCAUAAAGACCAAAUUAAUCAUAAUUUCUUUUGUUUGCACAAGUAUGGUUUUAGAUCAAACUUCAUUGGCUCCUACUCUGUUUUUGAA
Lathyrus oleraceus (garden pea) is the source of this 1866-nucleotide messenger RNA. RefSeq names its product zinc finger protein ZAT9. Bases 356 to 1084 code for a protein of 242 amino acids. The record is from RefSeq and is a predicted model, not a curated record. Gene Ontology annotation, biological process: regulation of DNA-templated transcription. The transcript has a single exon. NCBI's taxonomy places the organism in Eukaryota, Viridiplantae, Streptophyta, Magnoliopsida, Fabales, Fabaceae.